CCUGUCUGAUGGCUGAUAUCAUUGGUUUUUGUUGGUGACGUACGUGUACAUCUAAUGGCGGUUUAAUUAUAUAAGUGUAUAAAGAUAUAUAUACAUGUAGGUGGAGAGUGGAGGUAAAUAUACCGAUAGGUAGAAGUAGAAGAUUGAAAAUGUAUUUCCAAGCUUUACUUGGCAACGAGUCUCCGCCAUCAUAGUGUCAUUUUUUAUUAUCAUUAAUAAAUAAUAAUUGAUGAAGACAAGGUUUUAAUUUUUAUUCAUGACGUCUAUCAGUAUUGAUGAAGAAAGAAAAACCAAUUGAAAAAUGACAAAUACUUCUGGGUACGGAAGUGAUAACAAAACGUUAUCAGAAACGAGUCUAAGACUUACUGAGAAAUUUAUAGUUAUGGUUGAGACUGAUUACAGUAACUAUUGAAGUCUAGUCGAUUAAUGAGCUGGUGAUUGUUGUAUUUUGUUGGUAAUUUUGUUAUAAAUUAAGUGAAGAUCAAGUAAGUUGAUAAUUGACAAAAAAUGUCGGGAGGUGAAAGGAAAAAACGUGGUGGUGAUAAAGGACAGGGCUGGGAGGAAGCUGGUGCUGAAUUUUAUCAAGAACGUUAUCCUGCAGCUGUAGAAGCUGAUUUGCAGCAAGCACUGCGUGACCCGUCCCACAUUGCUACUCUGUUGCCGAGUAAAAAGUCACGUGUUGCUACAGCUAAACGGAUAAGAAAUGAACCAAAGGCAACACUCAGAAGACGUACGAGCACGCGAUCACGAUGUGCUACCAGCACAGCACGACGUAUGUCAACAAAUGCGCCAAAUGUUGAUACCGCAGUAUCAAUGCUGCCCGAUUUAUCUGAAAAUUUAUCUAAUGAAGAACGUACUUGGGAGGAAAUAAUGCAGAUAAAAGCAAUGCCUGUUUGUAUGGCACAAAAGAUACUAUUGAAACGACAGCUACAGAAUGCAACGAAAUUAAGACUACAGGGUUUCGAGCAGCUAAAAUGGCAGCGCAGAAAAGCCUGGCAACAAUUCAAAGCCCGGUUGAAAGAAACUUACGCGAAAAUGGAACUUUGGAGCACGAGUUUUAAAAAAAUCGGCGGUAAUUUUGGCAUGGGAAUUGUUGCAUACUUUUUAUUUAUUAAGUGGCUUAUGUUUCUCAAUAUAACAUUAUUUAUUGUUAUAUUUUCGUUCAUAAUAUUACCAACAAUUGUGUUAAUUGACGAGCCAGAGCCCUGUACUGGCAACAAUACCUCUAGUGUGUCGUGCUCAUCAGAAGCUUAUUGGAAUUCCUCGGAAUCAGGAAACACAUUUGUUGACAUAAUGCAAGCACGUGGUAUUUUAGAACGUACAUUAAUAUUCUAUGGGGCUUACACUAAUCAAAUUUACGGUGAAAAUGGCAAUGGCUCGUAUUACAAUUUGCCGCUGGCUUAUAUAUUCACUAUAAUUGCCGUGACUUUGAUUAGUUUAGUCGCGAUAAUACGGUCUGCUGCCAAAGGCUUCAAGGAACGCGUAAUUGAGGGUGAGGGACAGUUUUAUCAGUACUGCAAUUUAAUUUUUGGCGGUUGGGAUUUUUGUAUACAAAAUGAAAAAGCCGCAGAGAUUAAACACAAAGCGCUUUACAAUGAGAUCAAAGCGUUUUUAGAAGCCGAGAGACUGGAGGAAGAACGACAAAAUCGUACGCGCGAAGAGAGAAUUAAAUUAUUUUUCGUUCGUUUGAUUGUUAAUUUAUUAGUUAUGUUAGUUCUGAGUGCAUGUGGUGUUUUUAUAUACUAUAUUAUUGAACUUUCGUUUGACAAAGUCGAAUAUCCAGUUUCAUCGCAAGCCGAUUCGUCCUCUUACAUAUCCAUUGAACGUAUUAUCCAAAUAAUAUACGAAUUUUUACCCUACUUCUGUAUUGUCGGAUUGAAUGUCGUUGUUCCUUUUCUAUUUCGUUAUCUAGUUGCUCUAGAGCACUACAAUCCGUUGUUCGUAGUAAGAUUAACCCUAUUUAGAAUUGUCUUCCUACGUCUUGCGUCGUUAGCCGUAUUGCUGACAAGUUUUUACAAAAAAAUAUCAAUUGACGAUACUGCUGAGGAUGAUCAGGAACUGCCACGACAUGUCAGCAAAACAAUUCAUCAUCGUCCUCAAUGCUGGGAGACUUUUGUCGGCCAACAAAUUUUUAAACUCUAUUUGACAGACUUUUUUACACAAUUUUUCGUAACAUUUUUUAUAAAUUUUCCCCGUUCGCUGAUUGCCCGUCACAGUGAAAAUAAAUUUAUACGUUUUAUCGGUGAACAGGAAUUUGAUUUGCCAAGACACAUUUUGGAUAUCGUUUACUCUCAAACAAUAUGCUGGAUUGGUAUGUUUUUCGUACCAGUACUGCCAUUUAUUUCAACAAUCGGCUGUUUCUUUUUGUUUUAUAUUAAAAAAUUUUCGUGUUUAGUAAAUAGUACACCUUCAAGUCAAGUGUAUCGAGCUAGUCGUUCAAACUCCAUGUUUAUGUUUGUACUGUUGGUGUCAUUUAUACUGGCGAUAAGUCCAGUGGCCUAUUCAAUUGCUGAAAUAGAACCAUCGAAAUCCUGUGGACCAUUUCGUGGCCUCAAUACUGUAUGGACACUUGUCAUACAAACUUUCUUACGUUUCCCCGAGUGGAUACAAAAGACACUAUUUUUUCUCGGCACUGCCGGAUUCGGAAUACCCGCGUUCAUUGCUCUUUCUCUGCUACUCUAUUACUAUUGGGCGGUUGCGGAUGCCAACAAACACAUGGUCGUCGUUCUUAAAAACCAACUGGUACUUGAAGGACACGACAAACAAUUUUUAUUGAAUCGUCUUAGCGCUUUUAUUAAACAGCAGCAAGAGCAAUCCAAGUAUCAAGACCAAGCUAUUGAAUUGAAUAAUUUUUCGUAAAUUAUUUUUUAAUACACUAGCUUUGUCUUUUUUUUUUAUUUUAAAUAGUAAUUAGAUUAUUUAUAAAAUAGAAAUAUGUGAAAAUGGUUGAUGUUAAUGUAAUGUGAGUUUUAAUAUUUCGGACGUACAGUGUAAAAAAAUUACGCGCCAUUCUUAGAAAAAGGAUAAAUUAGGAAAAAAAAUUUACACAUUAUAAGAACAUUCAAAAUUAAACGUGAUAAAAAUUAAACAAAACCUAUUUUCACACUAGAUUUAAUAACUAUUAUUUAUAAUAUUCAAUUGUAAAUAUUUAUUUAUUUGCCAGAUAGAC
Molecule: messenger RNA, 3169 nt
Organism: Microplitis demolitor
Lineage: Eukaryota; Metazoa; Arthropoda; Insecta; Hymenoptera; Braconidae
Product: transmembrane channel-like protein 7
Exons: 4
Coding region: 508-2859 (783 amino acids)
Cellular component (GO): plasma membrane
Molecular function (GO): mechanosensitive monoatomic ion channel activity
Source: RefSeq, a predicted model, not a curated record